CGUGAAACUCCUAUUUAUCAAGCAUGAACCGAGCUGAGUCCGACUUAAUAUUAAUCAAGUGAGUUUUAAACGAAAUCGAGACUCUUUCUUAAAUGAAUCGAGUCACAACGAGCCUUGCUAAUGAAAACCUCGUGUUGUUUAACACUCGUUUUUUUUAGCAGUUACAAGUUACUUUCUACGACACUUGCAAGCUUUAUAACUCUCUCUCUACAGCAAUUCACAACACAUACUGACAGUGCCUUGCGCCACUCGCUUUUUCUCUCCACCUAUACAUACAGCGUAUGAAUGAUUUUUUUGUACGUAUUUGCCGGCGGAGGCCCUAACCAGAAGCAAUUAUCCGUCCAUCGGGGCCCGGAGUUUGGGGAUUUUUUUAUUAAUUUGAACAGUUUAAGAAGCUUUGAUCUGUGAUUAGAUGGGGAGCUAUCAGAAUUACAGUUGUGGAGAUGCGGAGACGCCGAAGCUGACGUCACCCGGCUCGUACAAGGCUAAGCGGAGGCCUUCCGCGUCGGCCAUGGAUGACGUCAUCACGCUGAUGCAUGGCUCGGACCCCGUCCGCGUCGAGCUGUCUCGGCUCGAGAACGAAGUUCGAGGGAAAGAUAGAGAACUGGGAGAGGCUUAUGCAGAAAUAAAAGCAUUGAAGUAUUCCGAACGACUUAAACAGAAGGCCGUUGAAGAGCUUACUGAUGAGUUGAAGAAAGUAGACGAGAAGUUGAAAGUGGCAGAAUCUCAACUCGAAAGCAAGAAUCUCGAAAUUAAGAAAAUAAAUGAGGAGAAAAAAGCAGCCUUGGCUGCACAAUUUGCUGCUGAGGCCACACUUAGAAGGGUGCAUGUUGCCCAGAAAGAUGACGAGAUGCCCCCAAUAGAGGCAAUCAUCACGCCUCUGGAAGCCGAGCUAAAACUAACAAGGACGGAAGUGGCAAAGCUGCAGGAGGAUAAUAAAGCUCUCGACCGGCUCACUAAAUCGAAAGAGGCCGCUCUGUUGGACGCUGAACGUAUGGUUCAGAUGGCUCUAGCAAAAGCAUCCUUGGUUGAUGAUUUGCAGAACAAGAACCAAGAGCUUGGCAAACAGAUUGAGAUUUGCCAGGAAGAGAAUAAAAUAUUGGACAAAAUGCAUAGAAAAAAGGUUUCGGAAGUGGAGAAGCUAACGCAAACAGUUCGUGAACUCGAAGAGGCUGUUCUGGCUGGAGGUGCCGCUGCAAAUGCUGUUCGUGAAUACCAAAGAAAAGUGCAAGAGAUUAAUGAAGAGAAAAGAAUUCUAGAUCGUGAAUUGGCUCGUGCUAAGAUAUCGGCAAAUCGUGUAGCUGUCGUCGUUGCAAAUGAUUGGAAAGAUGCCAGUGACAAAGUUAUGCCAGUAAAGCAGUGGCUUGAAGAAAGAAAAUUCUAUCAGGGAGAAAUGCAACAACUAAGAGAUAAGCUGGCAAUUGCAGACCGUGCAGCUAAGGCAGAAGCACAAAUGAAGGAAAAAUUCCAAUUACGCUUUAAAGUGUUGGAGGAAAGGCUUAAAGCGUGUCCCAACGGCACAAACCGUGCUCCGUCACUAGGAAGAAGUAUGAGCAAUGGGAUUUCACGUAGACACUCACAAGGAGGAUUAGAGAACUUUUCCAAACCACCUUCAAAUGUUUAUUUGUCGAGAAAAGCGAGAAUAUCAGGAUCACCCAGAUCAAUAAGUAGUCCAAAUCACGUGAAGAAUUUGUCGAGCUCAUUUUACAGUGAUAGCAGGCUAAACAAUGGGAACGGGUGUGUUUUGACUGAUAAUAAGCUGAAAACUGAUGAUGGAGACUGUGUUUCGGGCGCGCUGUAUGACAUGCUGCAGAAAGAGGUCAUAUCACUGCGUAAAGCUUGCGAUUUGAAAGAUCAAAGCCUGAAGGACAAGGAUGACGUGAUUGAGAUGUUGGCAAAAAAGGUUGAUAUGUUGAAUAAAGCUAUGGAAGUUGAGGCCAAGAAAAUGCGGCGAGAAGUAGCCACAGUGGAGAAGGAACUUGCUGCCAUGCGCAAUGGUGCGGGUCUCCGGGCUAGGGCUGAGGUGUCCGUCCAGAUUGGGUUGGGGCCAUUGGUGUCGGAUUUAGUUAGGCGUUCUAUUGCAGUUUCUAGAUCGGACUCUUCGGCUGUGACUCGGUCCUUAUGGAUGGAGAUCCGUUCGCGUUGCCGUGGUGUAGCUUGGAGUAGUUUGUCUGUUGCGGGGAGGACUGUUUCGAUGUGUUUAGUAGUGUUCGUUUCAUGUUUAGUAUCGCCUAAGCUCGCGGAGUUGGGCGACGACCUCUGUAGGGCGAAAGCCUGGUACUUUCGCCUAAGCUCGCGGAGCUGGGCGACGACCUGUGGCGAGAGCCUGGUAGUCUCGCCUAAGCUCGCAGAGCUGGGCGACGACCUCUGUAGGGCGAAAGUCUGGUAUUCUCGCCUAAGCUCGCGGAUCUGGGCGACGACCUCUGUGCCCAUUGCCACGAUGCUAAGUGUUUACGAGACCAUAUAUGUUGGUGCGCGUGAUGGCCAAGGAAGUCAGAAGAGAGCAGCUAAUGAUGUUAGUGGGUUAGGAAGAAAGAGGCAUUUGCCUGUGACAUUGGAGGGGAAAGGAAAGAGUGUUGAAGGACAAAGUUCAGGGGAGACAAUGGAGUCGAAGAAGGGUUUAUUGGACUUUUUGAAUGUACUGAGGGUUGUUGUUGGAGAUAAGGAUUGUGGUGGUGAAGAUGUUGAGUUUUUAGAGACGGCUAAGAAGAGGGGUUUGACUUUUCCUCGGCCGAGAUGGUGGCCGGACAAGGGUGAUGACGAGUGA
Messenger RNA from Striga asiatica, 2767 nucleotides. NCBI's taxonomy places the organism in Eukaryota, Viridiplantae, Streptophyta, Magnoliopsida, Lamiales, Orobanchaceae. The record is from the annotation of a GenBank genome assembly.